This is a messenger RNA of Alternaria ventricosa, 492 nucleotides long. RefSeq lists its product as uncharacterized. The coding region runs from base 1 to 492 and encodes 163 amino acids. Lineage: Eukaryota; Fungi; Ascomycota; Dothideomycetes; Pleosporales; Pleosporaceae. The transcript has 4 exons. The record is from RefSeq and is a predicted model, not a curated record.
AUGCCUCCCAAGAAGAAGGUCGCAGCAGCUGAGGGUGGCGAGGCUGAAGGCGGUGCAUUCCGUUGGACACUCGAGAACGCAAACAAGCUCCUCAUCCUGACCCAAGGCCGCUAUCUCACGGGCGAAGAUUACGAGCGUCUUGUUGGUGUUUUUCCUGGAACAAACCUCAACGGCGUAAAAAUCAAAGUCUCCCGUUUCCGCGUCGAGCAACGCAAACUCUUUGAUGAGUACGGCUGGACGCUUCCUGACGGUGGUGCGGUGCUGAAGAAGACUCCUACGCCGCGCAAGAACAAGAAGAGGGAUGCUGAGGAAGAGGCGGGAGAGGGAGAUGAUGUUGAGGAGGAGACUCCGAAGGCGAAGAAGCCGAGGGGUAGGCCGGCUAAGACUCAGGCAAAGAAGAAGGAGGAGGAGAGUGUUGAGGAGGAUGGUGGUGAGGGAGGUGGGGAGGAUGGUGGGAAGGUUAAGGAGGAGGUUCUUGAUGAGGAUAUGUAG